GGUAGUGAAGAGUUUAGAGGGACGAGGCAGGCGGCGGUCCUCUGAGCCUUACUGCAUGUAUACAUGGGAGACUGAGUGCAACUUGUGCAAAUGAGCGGUUGCCCAUAGCAACCAGUCUGGUCCUGUCUGUCAUUUCAUGGAGCUUUUGGAAAAUAAAGCUGGAACCUGAAUGACCCCAUCGGUACGGUUUCUGUGACUGGGGGCUUGUACGAUAGAGUCUUGUACGUUUUUGGGCAAUGUGAUUGCAGGGGGUUAAUGGUUUUCAGUAUUUGCCUAUUUGUUAUCCGUGCUGCGGGAUAGAGCCAUGAACCCGACAUCCGUGCUUAGGAAAUCUGUACGGGCAAAAGAGAAGAAGCAGAAGCGCCAGGAAGAGCGCGCCGCCAUGGCGGCUGUGUGCGCCAAGGUGCAAGCAGCCAAUCAACUUGGUGACCCUCUAGGAGCCUUUCCAGUCUUUAAAAAGUUUGACAGAAAUGGGUUGAAUUUGACUAUAGAAUGCUGCCGAGUCACUGAUCUGGACCAGAAGACCACUGAUUGGGCCUUUGAACUUACAAAGACAAAUAUGCAGCUGCUUUAUGAACAAAGUGAAUGGGGAUGGAAAGAGAGAGAGAAACGAGAGGAGCUGACAGAUGAACGUGCCUGGUACCUUAUUGCCAGAGAUGAACUUGGUAUGCCUGUUGCUUUUGUGCACUUCAGAUUUGAUGUGGAAUGUGGAGAUGAAGUGCUUUACUGUUAUGAGGUGCAGUUAGAGGUCUGUGUCCGCAGGAAAGGAGUAGGGAAAUUCCUGGUACAGAUCUUGCAGCUGAUGGCAAAUAGCACACAAAUGAAGAAGGUUGUCCUUACAGUCUUUAAACAUAAUAAUGGUGCUUACCAGUUCUUCAGAGAUGCUUUACAGUUUGAGAUAGACGAGACCUCUCCCAGCGUAUCGGGCUGCUGUGGGGAUGACUGCACAUAUGAGAUUCUGAGCCGCAGAACAAAGUUUGGAGAUGCUCCCCAUUCACAUUCAGCACAGUGUGCUGGCUGCUGCCAUUGAAUAUAGAGGCAGAUACCUGAGGACUGUGGAGGAUCAUAAUGGACAAAAUGAUUGUCUUUUUUUUUGUACUUUUUUAUGUUUUUUAAACUUUGUGAUGUUAAAAUGCAGCACUGUUGUGGACAUGUGUGUAACUCAUGUCUCUACUAGUCCUUUUAACGGUAAAUAAAUUCUUGUUUG
Messenger RNA from Bufo bufo (common toad), 1207 nucleotides. It is a transcript of the gene NAA40, whose product is annotated as N-alpha-acetyltransferase 40, NatD catalytic subunit. Gene Ontology annotation, molecular function: histone H4 acetyltransferase activity; protein N-terminal-serine acetyltransferase activity; histone H2A acetyltransferase activity. Gene Ontology annotation, cellular component: nucleus. The coding region runs from base 305 to 1030 and encodes 241 amino acids. Lineage: Eukaryota; Metazoa; Chordata; Amphibia; Anura; Bufonidae. The record is from RefSeq and is a predicted model, not a curated record. The transcript is spliced from 8 exons.